This is a messenger RNA of Anolis carolinensis (green anole), 1852 nucleotides long. RefSeq names its product phospholipid phosphatase related 1 (gene plppr1). Gene Ontology annotation, molecular function: phosphatidate phosphatase activity. Lineage: Eukaryota; Metazoa; Chordata; Lepidosauria; Squamata; Anolidae. The transcript has 8 exons. Gene Ontology annotation, biological process: phospholipid metabolic process; signal transduction; phospholipid dephosphorylation. The coding region runs from base 381 to 1388 and encodes 335 amino acids. Gene Ontology annotation, cellular component: plasma membrane. The record is from RefSeq and is a predicted model, not a curated record.
UCCUCUCUGCGUUCCGCAUCAUCCUCAGCAUCCCCCUCCCUCCCUCCCUUCCCGCCAGCCGGUCAUUCCUCUUUUUUUCCCAAAGCGGGCGAAAGCAAAGGGUUCUCUGAGAGAAGCGGGGGACCGGACUUCCCAAAGCGAGGCGAAGCUUCGAGGCUCUAUCUGUCCCUCUCCCCCGCACCUUCCCCAAUUCGCCUCCCUUGGCUGUUCUCCCCUUCAGGCGCCUCACACAGCACCAUGCAUUGGAUGUCUCCCGGAGCGAGUGGAUAUUGCUACUCUUAGCCUGGACGCAGGGAGGGAUAGGCGGCAGCGUGAGGGCAGCUGGCGAAGCAGCCUUGAACAACGUUGGACACACUUAACCUCAAGAGGUGUGAUGAGAAAUGGCUUUGGGGAACAACACACAGCGAAGUUACUCCAUCAUCCCAUGCUUCAUCUUUGUCGAGCUCGUCAUUAUGGCCGGGACCGUUCUGCUUGCCUACUACUUUGAGUGCACAGACACUUUCCAGGUGCAUAUCCAAGGCUUCUUCUGCCAGGAUGGAGACUUGAUGAAGCCGUACCCAGGAACCGAGGACGAAAGCUUCAUUCCCCCGCUCAUCCUGUACUGUGUCCUGGCUUCCACUCCAACAGCAAUUAUUUUUAUUGGAGAGAUCUCCAUGUACUUCAUCAAGUCUACCAGGGAGAGCUUGAUUGUUAAGGAGAAAACCAUUUUGACAGGGGAAUGCUGUUACCUGAAUCCGCUGAUCCGGAGAAUUAUUCGAUUUAUAGGUGUAUUUGCAUUUGGCCUUUUUGCCACAGACAUAUUUGUAAACGCUGGCCAGGUUGUGACGGGAAAUUUGGCACCCUAUUUCUUGACUGUGUGUAAACCAAACUAUACUGGGAGUGACUGCCGAGCAAACCAUCAGUUUGUUAACAAUGGGAAUAUCUGCACUGGCAGUCAGGAUGCGAUUGAGAAGGCGAGGAGAUCCUUUCCAUCCAAACACGCUGCUUUAAGCAUCUAUUCAGCCUUAUAUGCUACAAUGUACAUCACCAGCACAAUCAAGACAAAAAGCAGUAGGCUUGCCAAGCCAGUACUGUGCCUAGGGACUCUUUGCGCCGCAUUCCUUACAGGUCUCAACCGAGUUUCUGAAUAUCGAAACCACUGUUCAGAUGUCAUUGCAGGCUUCAUCUUGGGAAGCGCAGUAGCUUUGUUUCUGGGAAUAUGUGUGGUUCAUAACUUCAAAGGAACACAUGGAGCUCCUUCUAAGUCAAAGCCUGAUGAACAGCGAGGAGUGCCCCUGAUGGCAUUUCCAAGAGUGGAAAGCCCCUUGGAGACCCUGAGUGCACAGGGAAGAUUAGCUGCCAGAAAGAUACACUGGGAUGCCAACAGAAGGAAAAGGAAGCAAAUCUAAACCUUCAGCCUGCAGUUCUUGUUUAUACAGAGGGAGCCUUCUAGAUCAGCAGGACUUGGUUGCUUCUUAUAUGGUAAAUGUAUAAUACGGGCCAUCUUAAAAGAUUUGGGGAUGAUGCCUUUCUCAUAGAAGUGCCUGCUUUGUCAUCACAAGAACAGGCCAUGUCUCCCUUUGUGAGUCAUAAUGUAAUAGAUUUGUAUCCAAAACUUGUUUUCACUUUGCACAGUAUUGUUAACAAAUUGGGUGGGGUGGGGGGAAGGAAAGACUAGUUUUCUGGUCAAUCUUUUUGUCCUUGGGCUUUCAUGUUGCAUCACAUUUUUCUAGCAUGGUUAUAACCCAUCACAUGUUUCUUUUGAGGAAUGAAGCCCCUCUCUGUACUUCUGCUGGAAUGUCUAUCAUGUUUGGUUCUUGGGUUUUUGUAUAUUUUUUUCCAAAAGAAAUUGAAAAAAAAACUUAUCACAAAA